Messenger RNA from Tripterygium wilfordii, 814 nucleotides. RefSeq names its product glutathione S-transferase T3-like. The record is from RefSeq and is a predicted model, not a curated record. The coding region runs from base 76 to 720 and encodes 214 amino acids. Lineage: Eukaryota; Viridiplantae; Streptophyta; Magnoliopsida; Celastrales; Celastraceae. The transcript is spliced from 2 exons.
AGAGUGUCAAAUCGUGGUGGUAAUUUCUCUAUUGAUGAAGACAAAAACUUGGUUUCAGCUUGGCUGAAUACAAGCAUGGAUGCAGUUCAAGGUACAAACCAAAAGUCCAAGACCUUUUGGGCCAGAAUAACAGCAACUUACAAUGAGACAAGGGGGCCUAAUCAUAAUGAGCGGACAGAACGAUCGUUAAAUAGUCGAUGGAAGGCCAUCCAACUCGCUGUUAACAAGUUUAUGGGCUCCUUAACUCAAGUAGAGGCUGCCCGUCCAUCCGGUACAAACGAGAUCGACAAGAUUCAGAUGGCCAAAGAAAUGUACCAGCAAUUGCAUAAAUCCCACUUCCAGUUUGAUCAUUGUUGGAAUAUGUUGAGGCAUCAACCUAAGUGGACCAUGCAAAUGGGGCAACCUUCCUCAAAAAGGAAGCAAAGUGCUUCAUGCUCUAUCAGUACUUCAGAUGCAAUCAACUUGGAUGAGGAUGACAUUUCAAUUUCCACGUCAAUCAACCUAGAGAGACCAAUUGGCCGAAAAGCUGAAAAAGAGCGGAGGAAGAAAGGGAAGGGUGAUCUCAAUGAACUAUCAGAUGUCAUAGGGCAAUUGACGAUCAAUAAAAAGAAAGAACAUGAUGAAAGAUGGCAUUGGCUGAAGUUGACAGAAUUAGAGCUGAGAAAGAAUGGCAAGAUCAUUUGCUUAUACAAAAUGAGAAGCUUCAAGUGGAGAAAGUGAGAGCUGAGGCAGAGAGACAAAGGGUUGAAGCGGAGAGGCAGAGAGCCUAUGCAACAGUGGAGAAGGUGGAGCAACAACGGAGGGAAAGGGAGUU